UGGAAUGAGUAAAACUUCUUAAGAGGUAUAAAAGGUCAGCUGCCCUGUCCGGCAGGUGCUCUGCUGACAGCAACCUUCCUCCUACAGCUCGGCUUCCCACACAGACCUUAGGAAAAGAGAAGAGUAACCAAGAAAAAACUGUCCACAAUGCCACAAAACGUUAUUCUCCAAGGACCGUCACCCUGGGGAUUCAGGCUCUCAGGAGGAAUAGAUUUUAACCAACCCUUAAUCAUAACCAGGAUUACACCUGGAAGCAAGGCUUCAGCUGCCAACCUGUGCCCUGGUGAUGUUAUUAUAGCUAUUGAUGGUCUAGGCACAGAGAACAUGACACAUAAUGAUGCCCAGGAGAGAAUUAAAGCAGCUACACAUCAGCUUUGUUUGAAAAUAGAGAGGGCAGGAACUAAAUUAUGGUCCCCACAAGUUUCAGAAGAUGGCAGAGCACAUCCCUUCAAGAUAAAUUUAGAAGCUGAACCACAGGAUAUGAACUACUUUGAACACAAGCACAAUAUUCGGCCCAAACCUUUCAUAAUCUCAGGCCGAAGCAGCGGAUGCAGCACUCCUUCGGGGAUGGACUGUGGCAGUGGACGCAGUACCCCCUCUUCAAUUAGCACGGUUAGCUCUAUCUGCCCCACCGAGCUGAAGGCAGUGUCUAAGAUGGCCCCUAACAUUCCCUUGGAAAUGGAGCUUCCUGGUGUCAAGAUUGUACACGCUCAGUUUAACACACCCAUGCAGUUGUACUCAGAUGACAAUAUCAUGGAAACACUGCAAGGCCAAGUUUCUACAGCUCUGGGGGAAUCACCUGUCAUAAGUGACCAAUCUUCCAACUCAGUGACUCAAUCUGACGUGUACAAGAUGCUCCAUGCCAACCAGGAGGAGCCCAGUCAGCCGCGCCAGUCUGGCUCCUUUAAGGUGCUCCAGAAUUUAGUCUCCGAGGAAGAUGGGCGCCCCGUGGGCACAAGAAGUGUGAAAGCCCCUGUAACAAAGGCACCUACUGCCAUGCCUGGUGUCCAGAAAGUGCCACUGUGUGACAAGUGCGGGAAUGGGAUUCUAGGAACAGUGGUGAAGGCACGUGAUAAAUACCGGCACCCAGAAUGUUUUGUGUGCUCUGACUGCAACCUCAACCUGAAACAAAAAGGUUACUUCUUUGUGGAGGGCCAGCUGUACUGUGAAGCUCAUGCACGAGCUCGGAUGAGGCCACCAGAGGGAUACGAAACAGUCACCGUUUACCCAAAAUGCUAGUCUUAGGCUGACACACAGAUAUAUGCAUGCACACAAAAAGCCAUUUCCAGCUUAGAAACUGCAGUACCAGUGUCAGGACUUCUGCCUAAAUCCAAAGUAGCAGCUUUUAAACCUUCCCUUGGGGGAUUCUGGGGGAGGUGGAAGUCUGUAUUAGCCAGCAGUAGCAUACUAUACCAGCAACAUUCUGCUAAAAUAUUGUCUUUGAAGUUGUCAAUGUAAGUCAAGGAAGUAUAAAAUGAAACAGCUGUCCUGGAAUACAAAAAGUGAAACAGCUGAGGUAUUACAUGAAUGCUACAACAGAUAAUAAGCACUGUAAACAAGGCAUUAUUUCUAACAUAAAUUAAGUAUCUAUGCAAACACCAACACCAUCAAAGUCUUACAGUCUACAAAUGUAGAGGCUUGACAGGUCACUUAAAAAGCAGCUAUUUUACAUGGAUAGUACGAAACAAGCAGUUGUUCAUGUCUGCUUCAGCUAUCUAUUAUUCAACCAGCAUUAAUGUGCACCCCAAAUAGGUUUUGCUUACUUUGCUUUUAAUUUGGGGUUAUAUUGCCUUAAUUUUCUGCUGCAGCAACUGUGAUGAAGAAUAAAUGUCAAGUCACAUAAUAAAAUGGCUAGUAUAAUAAAGACUGGUUAACAUGAAGCAAAACAAAA
Messenger RNA from Empidonax traillii (willow flycatcher), 1891 nucleotides. RefSeq names its product PDZ and LIM domain 3 (gene PDLIM3). The coding region runs from base 148 to 1239 and encodes 363 amino acids. The transcript has 8 exons. Gene Ontology annotation, molecular function: actin binding; muscle alpha-actinin binding. Gene Ontology annotation, biological process: muscle structure development; heart development; actin cytoskeleton organization. Lineage: Eukaryota; Metazoa; Chordata; Aves; Passeriformes; Tyrannidae. Gene Ontology annotation, cellular component: adherens junction; Z disc; stress fiber. The record is from RefSeq and is a predicted model, not a curated record.